Messenger RNA from Drosophila eugracilis, 1927 nucleotides. RefSeq names its product sialin (gene NaPi-T). The transcript has 7 exons. Bases 119 to 1657 code for a protein of 512 amino acids. Gene Ontology annotation, cellular component: plasma membrane. Gene Ontology annotation, biological process: phosphate ion transmembrane transport; monoatomic anion transport. NCBI's taxonomy places the organism in Eukaryota, Metazoa, Arthropoda, Insecta, Diptera, Drosophilidae. The record is from RefSeq and is a predicted model, not a curated record.
CCAUUCCGGCAGCGGUUCGCAGCAGUUGAUCGUCGGAAAUCCAAUCGAAAGGAUUGUGAUUCCUGCGAAUGCAGAAUCUAAACAUAAGAGAAGACCGUCACCAGCCAAUCCACUCACCAUGGCUCAAGUUGAGGCGCGUACUGUGCUAUGGUACAUGACAUUCAUGGGCUUCAUUGUCAACUAUAUGAUCCGGAUCAAUCUGAACAUCACCAUUGUGGAUAUGAUUGCCGGAAAGGCAAUCCAAAAUAGUUCUGUAAAUAACGAUUCGGACUUGGCUGCCCUUCCAGAAUUGAAUGAACGAUUUUCGUUGGAGCGUUGGUUUAUGGAUCGGGCAAAUAUUUCAUACGAAAAGAGAGGAUUUGCUUGGAACGAGAAGCAGCAGGCCGCUCUGUUGGGAUCCUUUUUCUGGGCCCAUUGGACAUUGCAGAUUCCCGGCGGUAUCUUGGCCACAAAAUAUGGCACUAAAUUGGUCUUCGGUUGGUCCAAUGGCAUCGGUGUAUUUUGCUGUUUCCUAAUACCAAUCAUUUCCUAUUGGAGCUAUACGGGCUUGAUUAUCAUUCGAGUGUUCCAGGGAUGGAUAACUGGAUUGGCCUGGCCAUCGAUGCACGUGCUCACUGCCAAAUGGAUUCCGCCAAAUGAGCGCAGCAAGUUUGUCAGUGCCUAUUUGGGCAGCUCAGUAGGCGUCGCUCUGUUCUAUCCGAUCUUUGGCUAUGUUAUUGACUGGACAAGGUGGGAAUGGGUUUACUAUAUCUGUGGAAUCGUGGGCACUCUCUGGUUCAUCGCCUGGCAGUUCCUAGUUUACGAUAGCCCCGCGCAGCAUCCUCGUAUCACUGAUUCCGAGAGGAAAUAUAUUGAGAAGUCUUUGGGAGCCUCAGUUCAAAGUACCAAGGGACCCACCCCCUGGAGGGCUAUAGCCACUUCCCGUCCGGUAUGGUUAAAUGUGGUAGCCCAAUGGGGCGGUAUCUGGGGCCUGUUUACUUUGAUGACCCAUGCACCGACAUACUUCCGACUGAUCCAUCACUGGAACGUCCGAGCGACUGGCUUCCUGUCGGGACUGCCACAUCUUAUGAGGAUGCUCUUCGCCUACGUCUUCUCCAUUUUCGCCGAUUAUCUGCUGCGGACCGAUCGUCUGAGUCGCACCAAUGUUCGCAAGCUGGCCACUUUCGUAUGUUGUGGCGUUAAGGGUCUUUUGGUUUGUGCUUUGGCUUACUUUGGUUACAAUGCAACAGCAGCCAUUGUGUUGGUUACAUUGGCCACCAUGUUCCACGGCGCAGUAUCCUCCGGACCCUUGGCCUCCAUGGUGGAUCUUUCGCCCAACUAUGCAGGCAUUGUACUAGGUGUUAGUGGAAUGAUUGGCGGAAUGCCGGGCUUCAUAUCACCAUAUAUCGUUGGACAGCUCACCCUUAAUAAUCAAACUAUUGAUGCUUGGAAGAAUGUAUUCCUGCUCAGUUCAGUGAUGUUAACAGGCAGUGGCAUCUUAUAUGUGCUUUUCUCGGAAUCCACAUUGCAACCAUGGAAUGGUGGCUGUCAUCAGUUGCCCGAUCCUGGGCUCAAGGAACUCCAAAAUUUGGGUGCCAAUAAAGAGGAUGAGGAGGAAAAGAAGCCCCUUAAAGCUGAACAUGAUGAGGAAGUCCAUAGUGGGGUUGAAAAGGAGUGAAAACAAAAUCUGAUGGCAAUGAAAAAUUAUAUGGGACUGCGUCACUAUACUUUUAUUGGCAUAAUGCCGUGUUGGUUAUGGCACUUAGCCGACCAACGUCUGAUAACACUUAUCGCCAAAUUGUGUAAAUAAUUACUAGAGUUUAGCAUCUCCAACCUCUAGAUUUAAGCAAGUUGUUUACUAUAACAUAGGAUUAGGUCUCUAUCCUUCCCCGAGAUUCUGUUUGUCCAGUGUGUGUUUUUAGUUAAAUAUUAAAACAAAUGAAAAUGA